GCCCGCACCAGCGCACGUGUCUCCGCAGCUCCCCACGCCAUCGAUUACAAAGUUUCGAGUGAUAUACAUGUGGAUUUUCAACUUGCAAACUUGUGUUGACGUAUGAUGUAACAAUUGUGUGAUGUCCCCCAGUAUCUGUGGGAAGCGGUGCGCGUCACCGAUGGCAGCUUCGUCGAGAUAUCCACAGCGGCUUCACUGAAGCUGCCAUAAAAAUGUGUGAACUGUUCAAACAAGAGACUAUAUUAAAGUGUUCGGACACAUCGCGAGUGUUGAGUGACGUUAACGGUUAAGAUGUUGUGCGCGUGAGUUCGACCACGACGUCGGACUACUCCGCGUGGGGGGCGCUGGCGUCCGCGGCCAGCGAUGGUAUGGACUUGGCACUCAAUGAGAGCGAUGGGGGGUGGAACGACACCGCGGCCGGGGACUCGCCGGACCUCUACAACUACUGGGCGUGGAGCAUCAUCGACGGCGCGUUGAUGGUGCUGAUCAUUAGCGGCAACACUCUCACCAUCCUAGCCGUCACGCUGAGUCGGAGACUGUCCUCCCUCGUCUCCAAUCAGUUCGUGCUCAACCUGGCCAUAUCCGACCUGAUGGUCGGUCUCACCCUGCCCUACCAUCUCGUCUUCUACUUGGACUCCGAAGUUGGCAAAGUGAAAUGGUCCUGUCUGAUGAGGUUCAUCCUGAUAAUCCUGGCGUGUCUGGCGUCAAUAUACAACAUCAUUGCAAUAGCUGUAGACAGAUACAUCGCCAUCGUGCACCCGCUCCACUACAGCCGGUACAUGACCAAGCUGGUGACGCGGCUGCUGAUGAGCGCCACGUGGUCGGUGGCCGUGUGCAUCAGCUGCAUCCCCAUGUUCUGGAAUGACUGGCACGAUGGCGUCGCUUGCGAAAUGAACAUGGUGGUGCCCAAGGCGUACACAACGAGCAUCCUGGCGCCGAUGUUCUCCCUGAUCUGGCUGGUGAUGUUCGUGCUGUACUGGCGCAUCUGGCGCGAGGCCACCUGCCACGCCAGGAGGAUGCGCGCCAACACUUGCUGCCCUGCCGGCGCCAAUGAUUGGAAGAGCAUUCAGGUGGUGCUACUAGUGUUGGGCUCUUUCUCCGUGUGCUGGAUGCCGUUCGUGGUGGUGGCGUGCGCGCAGACGCUGCCCAUCAAGCCGCUGCAAAGCCCCAUCGCGUACCGGCUCACCUCCUCGCUCGCCAUGUCUAACUCCGGCAUCAACCCGCUCAUCUACGCGUGGAAGAACGCCGGCUUCCGGGCCGCCUUCGCCAAGUUGCUGCGAUGCAAACGACCAGACACUUCGGAGUACAGAGGCUCUCCGGCGCCAGAGCGGAGGAAAGGAUCGGUCGCGCUCAGAGAGGGCUCCAUCACGCGUUCGAGCGCACCCAGCACCCUCUCCACGCUCGGCGGCAGGCCGGCCCGGUUGUUGUACGUGGAACGAGAACCGGACACGGCGAGAUGCCGCAUCAUCGAGAACGCGGGCUACGUGGAGGCGGAGCGCGGCGACUCCAACCCGUCGUACGCGCCGGACGGGCCCACGCCCGUGCACCGCCCGGCCUGCCGCCCCCCCGACCUAGUUUAGUGCUCCAGCGGACAUUCAGACGUUUUGUGGGAAACGUGAAACGCUUCUAGUAUUUAAAGUUGUUAGCGACAGUACGUACCCCUUCGCGUUUAGGUACCUGUUAAAAUCUAAGCUCAAGUUUUUAAAAGCUUUAUUGUUGAAUUUUUAUUCAGAAAUUUUAAUGAGUUUCCAGCCGUAAUGCAAAUUUUAUUACAAAAGGUUCUCUGUCAAAUAA
This is a messenger RNA of Amyelois transitella, 1794 nucleotides long. RefSeq names its product D(3) dopamine receptor (gene mAChR-C). Bases 369 to 1580 code for a protein of 403 amino acids. Gene Ontology annotation, molecular function: G protein-coupled receptor activity. Lineage: Eukaryota; Metazoa; Arthropoda; Insecta; Lepidoptera; Pyralidae. The record is from RefSeq and is a predicted model, not a curated record. The transcript is spliced from 5 exons. Gene Ontology annotation, cellular component: membrane. Gene Ontology annotation, biological process: G protein-coupled receptor signaling pathway.